Molecule: messenger RNA, 366 nt
Organism: Daucus carota subsp. sativus
Lineage: Eukaryota; Viridiplantae; Streptophyta; Magnoliopsida; Apiales; Apiaceae
Product: non-specific lipid-transfer protein 1
Exons: 2
Coding region: 1-366 (121 amino acids)
Biological process (GO): lipid transport
Cellular component (GO): membrane
Molecular function (GO): lipid binding
Source: RefSeq, a predicted model, not a curated record
AUGGCAAGCAUGACAGUUUCCAAGGCAGCUCUGGCAAUUAUCGGUCUGGUGGCACUAUUGAGCUUGAGUGCACCUGAUGCAGUAGAGGGACUGACCUGUGGACAAGUGACAAGCUCACUAAGUCAGUGCAUGAAUUACCUGAAGAUGGGCGGUGUUUUGCCACCAGGGUGUUGCAGCGGGGUCAAAAGUCUGAACGGUAUGGCUAAGACUCCACUGGACAGGAAACAAGCAUGCACUUGCCUCAAAUCCGUGUCUGGGAGCAUCAAGGGUAUCAACUAUGGCUUGGCAGCUGGGCUCCCUGGAAAGUGCGGAAUCAGCAUUCCUUAUAAGAUCAGCCCUGGCACCGACUGUUCCAAGGUGCAGUGA